Molecule: messenger RNA, 7715 nt
Organism: Hyalella azteca
Lineage: Eukaryota; Metazoa; Arthropoda; Malacostraca; Amphipoda; Hyalellidae
Exons: 15
Coding region: 111-6932 (2273 amino acids)
Molecular function (GO): protein binding
Source: RefSeq, a predicted model, not a curated record
AGUUGUAUAAUAAUUCUAUAUUAGCUAAUUUAUUUAUGCAGGUUGCAAGUCACAAUCAGUUCAUAAUUUUGUAACUACUACUUCCCUUUUAUCAUUUCAUCUUAUUUCAAAUGGCAACUGAUUCAACAAAUUAUAAUGAUGAAGACAUUGAUUACCUUCUACCAUCUGAAUUGGCACGGCUUGUUCUGGGUUAUCUUGAGAGACGUGGAUGCACUGAAGCUGCCAAGAAAAUGCUGGAAGAACUCCCAGAGCUCAGCGAGGUUGCCAACCUCAGGAAGAAGAAUCGCAGAGUCCUGGGCAGAGUCUGGCAACUCACUUUAACAGAGGCACUUCUUGACUACUCAUACUCCAGGGAACUUGUUCGACGUAUAUCGUCCCAGAACUCGCACAUGUUAGGUCAUUUGUUGGACAGCAAUUUGCUGAGUGAGCAGCUGAGGUUCCUUCUUUCUGCCAUCACUGAGAGCAAGAAAAUGAGUCAGUUGUGUGCUGAACAGAAAAAACGUAUGAGGCCAAGCAUCAUUUCUGAGUCAUCAGCUAAUGCUAAGAAGGCAAUGAUUCGAGAUCCUUCUCCAUCUCCCCUUUUUUCUGAGUCUGAGACUCUCUCACUCCAAAAAGCUGCUGAGCCUGUGGAGGAUGUAGCAUCACUGCCAGAGAGUCAGCCAGCUGCUGCUGAGACAUGCAGUACUGAGCGCUCAUCCCCUAAAAGGAAAGGAUACCACGCCAGAAGGAGACCAACAGAGAGUGACCGUGCCUCUAUAUUGAAGGAGUAUCAAGAGCAGCUGACCGAAAGCAUCCUGAGCAACACAGCUUUCCAUGAGCAUUUUGCUGCUGCCAUCAACAAGACCCUUGCCCAGCAAGGUGCUGCUGCGUCAGGAGAAACCAACACUCAUGUGGUCGCCAAUGAGAUGGCUUCUCAUGCUGAAGCACAGAAUUGUCAAGACCUGCCUCCCGACUUCCCGUCAAACAUAGCUGAGACAGUCAGCAAAAUGAUUAUGGAUGAUCCGAGUUACCAGGAUAUGCUAUUUUUUGGCGCCAGACCUUCUGGAGAUAUCAUCUCUUCAGGGACAAACCUAUGUGCUGGCGAUCAGAACUCCAGCGUCGCUUCUGCAGGCGGAACGGGGCGACCGCUGUCAACGCCUGAACCUCAGUUCAGCUACGCGCAGCUCACUGAAGAUGAGAGGAGACGUGACCAGGAGAUACACGACAUCUUAAACGGCACCUCUACCGGGACCGAGCAUUAUGUUGCAAUGGAUACGCACGACGGGCAGUGUGCAGAGCAGACCGUAGUACCAGCUGCCCAGCCGUGUUCUCCUCACGGUCUACAAGGUUCUCUUCCUGGGUCGUCGGUGAUACCGGAGUGCAGCUUGUAUAGCACAAACUGUGAUACUGCGUACCAAGCCAGCAUGCCACAGGCCACAAAUGCACCGCUCGCCAAUGUGCAACAAACAACCUUCCAACAAUCAGACAUUCAGCAAACGACUCAGAAUCAAACUAAUUUGCAGCAAACGAACUCUAGUUUCUCUUGCUCUCAACAAUUAGGUACGCAAGAAUCUAACAUCCAGAAGGAUGGCCAACAGCUGGAGGGAUACGAAGCACAAGGGGAGACGCCUGCAGUUGAGCCACCGCCCAAGGUCUUCUCCAUUAUUAGUGACAGCAUCCCGAUGCUUGACAACACCGGCAAAUAUUCACAAAAACCGGCAGUGUCUGAGCCCCGCAUCACUCCUCCAGGUAUGGUGGCCGUGCUUGAGAUUCCCCCCAUGGUCAAAGAGGCUCCAGUGACACUGGCUCCAAAACCCAUUGACUGCAGUAUUAUAACUCAUCCCAUGACCGUGACGCUCCCCAAUCUGGUAUCUAUCAGCGUGGGAUCUAGAACUGUGAAACUCUCAAGUCGUCAGAGAAAAAAUAAAGCUGCUAGCGAGACCUCCAACGCCAUGCCUGUGAAGUCAAGCGCAAGUGCCUCCAGUUCCAAUGAAAAGUUACCACAAUCCACGGCUGACAAUCAAAGCUCAUCAAAAGAACGCGCUAGUCGAGCUUGCGCAAGUAAAAAGAAAACUGUUCCUGUUAUUGAAUCUACCGGUGUGUCUCAUCCAGAAGUCCUUGAUAACACUGCUAAAGAAGCACAUUCUGGCGUCAAAGCAACUUCUGGUACUUGUUUGUCUGAAUCUCAAGAUGAAAAUGUUGGUGAUGGGGCCAGCAAUGCAAUGGAAAAUGUGCUUGACAAGUCGUCUGCAGUCUCACUUCGUGCCAGCAAACGUCUAGAAAGGAAGAAUCAAAAAGAAGGUUCUGCUCCUAGAACUAUAUCCGAUAAGAAUCCAGCUUCUUCACCUUCGAAAAUUUCUGUGGACUCGCGACCUAAACCAGUUGAAAUUGUUAAUUCAAUUGAGCCUCGUCAGUUGAGGUCGAGAGCAGUAAAACAUCCUCUCCUGGAUGCGGCAGCUCAGCCUGCAAAAAAUAGUGCGUCAGCUCUCAAGUUGCCUACAGAAAAUGUUCAGGAGACUGCCAUGAAUAGAGGCUGCCAAAGCACGCCAAGCUAUAAGCGACGGCGUAGCCACGUCAGGGCACUCGAUUUUUGUACUCCGAACAAAUCUCCGGUCGCUAUUAUGGAUGUUCUGCCAUGCCACAUGCAGCGAAGCUUGUUUGGCUCACCAUCGCCUGACAAAAACAGUUUUAAAAUGUCAAAGCUUUCGCGUGAGUUGAGCCCCACACGGGAAAAGACAGCAUUGAAAAACUUGAGCGCCAUUGCAGAAGAGACUUCAGUUUUAGUGUCGGAAUCUGUUUCUGACUCUCCUUCUCCUCGAGGUAGUAAGAAACGCCGACGUCUUGACACCUAUGAGGAAGAAGGGAAACUUAACGUGUCUGCUGAUGGAGAAAAAAUAUUAUCGAUGCCUCGCCUGUCCUUCUCACCAACGUCAUCUCUUGGUUUGAACAAUUUUGAUUCAACCAGUAGCACACACCAUGAAACCAACGCCAUGGGAGCUGAUACCAGCUGCUGUUCACCUAACUCCGACGUUUUACCUUCGUUGAUGUCUGAUGCACUGAAAACGCCUUUUAAGAUAUCCGAAGUUAGCCUGGAGGCUCCCACUCCAAUCCAUCAGAGUAUUCCGAGCACUAGUAAGAAACUAAGUGGGGUCGGCUAUGAUCUCAAUACUCCGUUACCCAAGACGUUUCCACCUUUCUCUCCAUGCCCUAAGGUUUCUUCAGGGAAAAAAGACACAACAGUAAAGCAAACAAAUCAAGAGAAAGGUGCCAAUCACGUCCCAUCUCGCACCGAUGUUUGUAAGGAUGGCGAUUCUGCACUGACCAAAAAUGAUGCAAAAGAACUGGGUCGAAAUCGAGCUCAUGAAGAACUUAACGAUAAUCAAGACCAGCCAGAAGAUCUGCCAGUCAUGUCCCCGACCACAAUGGGUCUUUUCCUGGAACGGGAGCUUCAGAAAAGCAUUGAAAAAAAAUCUUGGUUGGGAGUUGACGAGCAAAAAACAAAUCUCUCGCUAGAAGAUUCAAUAAAUUGCUCCCCAGGUCGCUUGCAUGAUCUGCCAAGUGAGGCUCAUGUUGCAUUCGAUGCUAUCAGCAAGCAAGCUUCAGCUGAUCACAAUACUAUGCAGCCGGCUUCAUCAGUUCUCGAAUCACUCAAUACCCCCUUAAAAGCGCAGUCCACUUCCAUGGAGAUAAUGCUUUCUCUCCCUGAGUGUAAGGAGGCGAUCAUAGGCCAAAACGGCAGCAAUAUUGAUGUGGUUGAUGAUGGUCUUUCUUCACGCGCUGCGCCCACGCCCUCGAUUCGGCCGGAGUCGAGUUUAAUUGACCUUGUCUCUAGAAUUGAACACGGUGACUUUUCUGCUGCUGAAACCAUCCUACAGAAAGAAAAUCAUGAAUUAAAAAGUCGUAAGUCGAAGAGAAACAAAAAUAAAAGAAGCGAUGGCAAAUCAAAGCAUGAGCCAUGUUCUUCGGCGAUACUAGAUGAUGUAGUUGAAUUGCAGCAAAACGAGCGGGCUCCUAAAACCGAAUACGUGAGAGCUUCUAGACCUGAAGGGACUGCAUGUGACUCGCGUGAAAAUGUGUUGACAGACCUGAUCCGAGAAGAAGUAUCUAAUGAACAACACGCUUCUCAAUGUGGUCUGGUUAGUGACAAAUUAGAAAUUUCUAAGUUGGGGAUGCUAGCGCCGGAAGCCGGAUUGUUAGAGAAGCCAGUACUUUCUAAAAAUCCGUCUAAUCCUUGUAACCCUAGCGAUAGAGCUACAUCUGGGUCUAUGUUUGACAUUUCGGAAUCGUCAAGUUCUCCUGAAGUUCCCUGCAAGAAAAUGUGCACUGUAGCCUUAAACGCUGUUUCUGCUGACUCUCAUGUUUUGAAGAACUCUUCGCCUAAACAAAGCAGUUGUCGUGGCUCAUUGGAAGAAAAUUUACAUCUGGGCAAGACCCAUAGAAGUAGCAAAUUGGAUAAUGGAACUUCAACGAAUGAAGGUGCCCAUUCUAAAAUGAGAGGUAAAUCAAAAGUUGCUCUCAGAACGGCCAAUGACCAAGUCGGAACCAGUCUGGAUUUUACUACUAAAGAUGGUAUCCGAGUGUUUGCAGCGCAGGACAAAACGCCUAACGGUUGUUCAGAAAGAAGAGGAUCAAAAAAAGCCGCUAGCAAAGUUGAAUACUUGGAGAAAACAAAAAGAAAUUUAUCGUCGAUAAACGCUUCACCGCCUACCAGUUGUAAUGAUUCACUAACAAAAAGUGAACCUGCUUUACCGAACAUUCAAUUAGCUGCUUGUCCUGAAUCAAUUCUUGACGAGCUACCAUCAAUAUCUCAAAGAGGCGAAAGUAAUGUUGAGCCGAGAAAUUCUAUUGAGACUCAAACCAAAAGUUAUUCAAGAACAAUUCCACCCCAACCGGCUCAUUUGGGUUCAUCAGACAAAGAACUCCCGAGAACCCCUCACCAUUCCUCCAAACAUGAACACCGCGGCCCUCCAAUGACGCCAGCUGUAAAGCGACUCAUUCACACUCUCUUCGAUUCGCCUAAAAAAAGUCCUUGCCUCCAUUCUUCUUCAGCAUCCAGCCAUGCUGAACUUGCCCCUGCUUCUCCUGACGUAUGGGAGAAGUGGACGACUGUUUUAUCAUCUGGUGAUGCGGACGGGUUCAUUGUCGGCGGUGAUUCUGCUCAAGGAUCCCAAAGCAAGAAAUGCCACCAGGACCAAUUGAAAGAUUCAGCAGCUUCCACAUCUUCUUGCCCUCCUCAGGAAACAGGUGCUAGAAGAAACAGUAAUGCUUCAAAACCGUUUAGUGAUUGUCAAAAAUCACAACAAACUUCCAAUGAUCCACUUUCUUCCGUGGAUCGCGUGCCAGAGACAAGUUCUCUGCGGUCAUGUAAGAAAAAUAAAUUAGUUGGCAGGGGUAACGAUGGUUCCUCCUCCACUCGGCCUUUGCAGUCGCCCUCCACUCAGCCUUUGCAGUCGCCCUCUACUCAGCCUUUGCAGUCGCCUUCCACUCCCCCAGUUGUAAAAAAACUGCAACACACACUGUUGGGAAACUCCUCUCCAUUGGUCUUGGCCCCGCCGCCAAACUCGAGGACUGUCGGUUACUCUUCUGGCCGCGCAGAGAGAAACUGCAACGACGACGACCUGAGCGACUCGUACGUGGAACUUGACAGCAAACUUGCCAUGCUAGAUGGCGGUUACUGUUUAAGCUCUCCCGAUCGCCAUGCCGGCCCAGGAAACCCAGUGGCAGACGACGUCGAUGCACCUGAGCUGCUCUGCCAGGAGAAAAUCGCUGGGUCUGCUCAGAAUUCAAUCAAUCAGUGGCUCAGAUCAAUUGUGACCGCGCAAGGAGAUGGUAGUAGUAAAACAACUAAUAAGCAACGGAUGGCGUCAUUCAAACCACUGCCAGCCACGCCUGAAAAAGAGAUGAGGAAAAUUUGCCGCUCUAUGAUUAGGGAUGAUCAGGGAGCCAUGGUUGCGGUCCCGUCGUUCCAACUUGACCGGGAUUGUGGUCUUGGAAAUACAUCAAAUUAUAGUCAGGCGCAGAAUCAAUUUGUUCAAAGCACAUCUCUUGAGCCCAGCAAUGACAAUGAGUCAUCUCUGAGACCAGAUGCCAAUAAAUCGAAUGAAGCCAGAACAGAAGUGGGAAGGAAUUCAUGUGAGGAGCUAUCUGAUGAUCAACAGAUACAAAUCCGCCUCAAAUUAUCGGAGUUCUUCCAUGUGCUAGAAUUGAAUCUUGAUGGUCCAAACUCUCAUUUUUCGCCACAAACGACUUCUGUUGAACAUAUUUCGUGCACCCAAACGGAAAAAGCAGCAAAACCUGCUAUUGAAACGAACAUUCGAUCUGGGAAUGAGCCGCCAGCAGUUCUUAAGCAGAUGGUACCAACCCACGUGAUACCUGAGAGUGCCAAGCUCAGUUCGAAUGGCAACUACCGUUCUGGAGGGAGCCGAGAUGAUGCUGUUUCAUUCUCUAAUGCCCUGACCUGCCAUUCAGAGAAGAGGAGGACGUUUGAUGGACACCGUCACACUGCUCCCGCGGAUCGGGGACUCCUGGGCUAUCCCGUGUUUAGGGUUGUAAAAUCUGGGGAAGGACAGAGAGAGGAUAAAUCCCCUGAGAAUUUGCAACAUGAAACCACUUACCUCAAUCAAAAUACUCAGUCACAUCCGUCAUCCAGGGAUGUCCCGCUGCCACGAACAUCCCAUUCACCGAGAUCCCGAGCGUCCUCCUCGCGUCUCGUCGCACAGCGCGCUGUCGACAGCGGCGGUGGCAGCGUCCGCAGCGCCGACACUCCCAGUCCCAGUUCUCUCCACAUUGUUGAUUCUCCUCAAUGGUCUGAGCUGUCUUCGCCUGACCUUACAAAACCCGGCGCUUCCAACUUGCCUCGUGGUCAGGUCCAAGAAUUGCAGCCUCAAAAUUUUAAUUAUUCAUCUCGACAUAAUCCUUCUUUGGUUGAAGUUCCUUCGUGCAGUGUUCCCUAAUCACACAGUCGGAAUUCGGCUGCCAAAUCAACACUUAAUGUACAUCCAUUGCUAAACUCUAACGUGGGUAUGACAAAUUUGCGUUCAUCAAACGAGAGCAUUAAUUCUGGUUAUUCCAAGGCAACAAAAUCAGUCAGGACUGCCCGAGGAGAUUUAUAUUCGGAACAACAUUUCAAGUCAAAUUAUGUUGCAGAAAAAUCUCUAACCCGGGAGCAGCAAGAAAUUGAAAAAAUUCCCAGUCCCACUCACGACAAGCCAUCAUAUACAAAUCGCAGUCUUCAGUCUAAACCUCAUGAGAAGGGAAAAAAGUCGCGCAAUCGGGCAGGAAUUGUAGCAAACGCUUUAGAUUUCAAUGCCCAGAGAGAGAGUACCAAUAAUAACGAUGACGACUCAUCAAAGAAGGUGAGACGAGCUCGGAGUUCAGAUCAGAGAAAAUCUUCAAGCGCCUCCAACAUUUCAGACCCCAAGAAAGAAAAAGUUCAUAAAACGCGGCGAUCUAGUUCUUCUGGGUCGCGUAAGUCUGAACGAAAAUCUCUUAAACAUCAAUCGCGUCCAGCGCAGAAGAGAGAAGCCUCCCCUUUACCUCGUGAAGAGACAAAGACUAAACGGCCCGCCACAGUGAGAGUCGGCAGGGAAGAGAUGGAGUGCGACAUAACAUGCGACGACUCGACGUUUCUACAAGCUCCCCUAACCCCCGGCAAGUUCUUAUUUGCGUCUCCUACGCCUGCUUCCUCCACGGUAUCCCAUUCCCUCUUUCCUCCUCAAGACGCAUUCACUCCCCAC